AUGGAACCAAGUAUUUCAACUGGCUUGGUGGGUUUCAUUACCACGAAUACCGAAAUAAGCAAUCACAUGAUGGCGUUUCGUGGCCUUCAGAACGAUUUGUGGUCUGACGGCAUAUUUACCCAGAAAGUAGAUAUGUUCAUGAAGCCAGAGUUACGAGAAGAUUCUGCAACACGAGCUGUUCGACAGUUGGGAAUGGGAGUGCGCAAACAGCAUCUGAAACAACCUCAGGAGGAAUCCGCAGUUGAAAAGCGCAAAAAGAAGAAGUGUCUUAAGGGGCCUGGGCUUUUCUGUGACCAAAUUCCACGUAAGUUUCAUAUUUUAUGUGCUGUGGUCAAAUAUUAGCA
This is a messenger RNA of Soboliphyme baturini, 344 nucleotides long. The record is from the annotation of a GenBank genome assembly. NCBI's taxonomy places the organism in Eukaryota, Metazoa, Nematoda, Enoplea, Dioctophymatida, Soboliphymatidae.